Manihot esculenta (cassava) is the source of this 1610-nucleotide messenger RNA. Its product is annotated as NAC transcription factor 29-like. Gene Ontology annotation, molecular function: DNA binding. Gene Ontology annotation, biological process: regulation of DNA-templated transcription. Lineage: Eukaryota; Viridiplantae; Streptophyta; Magnoliopsida; Malpighiales; Euphorbiaceae. The transcript has 6 exons. Bases 469 to 1047 code for a protein of 192 amino acids. The record is from RefSeq and is a predicted model, not a curated record.
GACAAAUAUGUGGCAGUAGUAGUAGUAAUGUAGGACAAGUUGGACCAAAUAUGUCUUGGAACAGCCAAAGUGACACAUGGAAUUUUGUGGCUCACAUAAGACAUGGAGAUACUUAUAACUUAGUUGGCAGUGUAGAUUUGCAACCAAUGUGGAUGUGGUGCAAUCAUGUGAGUGAAUUUUGGUGGGUUUAGCAAUUUUGCCAUGAUCUUACAAGUGUUGUACAUCAUGUGCAGGUGUUGUUGGUGUGAUUUUAUGUGUUCCAAUAUAUAUUUUCUGUGUUGAAUGGAGCAGAUAUGUUUUCUUAUGUGAUUGUCUGGCUCCUUUUCUAUGGCAAAUCAGUCUGUAUAACCAAAUUAGCUUCCUUGUACCUUGACAUGCUUAUUGAUGGUUAGAGAAUUUUUUCUAUCUGAAAAUUAAGAAGUACAUAAAUGAAAUUGACAUGAAAAGUAACAAUAGAUAGGUAGCUAAAUGCAUAUUUUUGGUGUCAAUCUAAUGGAACAAAAUCAGAACAAGAACAAAGGAGUUGCUGCAGAUUGCAGUACUAGUAGCGAUGACGUUGAGAGAUAUUUCAACUCGUUGCCUGUUGGGUAUCGAUUCGCUCCUAGUGAUGAUGAGCUGAUUCGUUAUUAUUUACUGAGAAAGAUCAGCAAUGAACCCUUGCCUCCUAAUAGGAUUCAUGUGGUUGAUUUAUAUAACUAUAGCCCCCAACAGCUUGCAGAAACCUAUAAACUGAAUAGAGAAAGAGAAAGCCAGUGGUAUUUUUUCACGAGUAGGGAGAAAAAGUACCCGAAUGGAUCUAGACCGAAACGAAACGCAGGGGAAUUAGGAUAUUGGAAGGCUACAGGAACUGAUAAAGCAAUCCUAGACGGAAAAAAACCUCUGGGAUUUAGAAAGUCUUUGGACUAUUAUGAGGGGAGGCAGCGUGAUGGAACCAAAACCAACUGGAAGAUGCAUGAAUAUCUUCUUCAUCAAAGCCUUGUUCCUUCAGGCGCUACGGCCAGAGGCAAAAACCCACUGCAGCCUAAGCAGCUGCAAAUUGGUAAUUGAUGUCUUGUUGCAUGAUGCUGGAAAGGGAAAGAUGAUGAACAGCAACUGCUAGCUAUGGACACCAGGACUGCUCUCUCUACAUCUUCAGAGGCAUUCUGUCUGAUCAGAGCAAUUGCAUAUUCUAUAAGGUCUGCAUCACAAGGGAAAGAAGGAAUCGUUUUUGAUCUGCAGAGUACACAACAAAAUGGCCUUUCUUAGCUAUCAAUGAAGUAUCUAUACUUCCUAUGUUUUGUGACGACAUGAUUCUUCUUCGCCUGAUAGCAGCCAUCUUCUGCCAUUUCCUGGCUAAUUUCAGAAGUUUCUUGGGAAAGUAUGUGACUUGGUUAUAUAUUCACAUGGCCAGACAAUCCAUUUCAUGGAGCUCGCUCCCACAAGGCAGGGUUGCAUGAAAGCAAAACCAUGUGAUCGGUGGUUGUGAAAGAUUGUUUACAAGGUUGACAUGUUUGUUUAUGUUUGAAAGUUAACCCAUCAAGAAUCUGAAUCUACUUUUGAUGGGUAAAUUUAAUGAAGUGGUGAAAGUUGGGAGACAGUGUUCAAACAUAUAUAUGGAAGCAUUGGUAACA